UGACCUCCCCCUCUGCUCGGUUGCAGGUAUUUGGAGACAGGCCCACCCCUGCAGAGAGCGUGAGCCACCUGGAUAUCCUCAUUGACCCCAUCCCUGACAAACACUACAAGGAGACAGAGGACCUGAGUCGCUGGGUGUCUGAGAAGACAGGCCGAGGCCCCCUGGUGGAAGGGUGGCGUAAGGACAGCACCCCCAUCAUGUGCUCCUAUAAGAGGGUGCAGUGCAGUUUCGAAGUCUACGGCCUCCAGGGCAAGACUGAGGACUUCAUACACAGGAACAUCCAGGACAUCCUACUGGUGGGGCACAGACAGGCUGUGGCCUGGACAGACGAAUGGCACGGUCAGUAG
Messenger RNA from Salvelinus sp. IW2-2015, 347 nucleotides. Its product is annotated as cytoplasmic phosphatidylinositol transfer protein 1-like. The record is from RefSeq and is a predicted model, not a curated record. Gene Ontology annotation, biological process: phospholipid transport. Gene Ontology annotation, cellular component: cytoplasm. Gene Ontology annotation, molecular function: phosphatidylinositol transfer activity; phosphatidylinositol binding. Lineage: Eukaryota; Metazoa; Chordata; Actinopteri; Salmoniformes; Salmonidae.